Molecule: messenger RNA, 2116 nt
Organism: Zea mays
Lineage: Eukaryota; Viridiplantae; Streptophyta; Magnoliopsida; Poales; Poaceae
Product: lipid binding protein
Exons: 13
Coding region: 211-1899 (562 amino acids)
Cellular component (GO): endoplasmic reticulum
Molecular function (GO): lipid binding
Source: RefSeq, marked provisional
CUACCUUUCUCCUCCUCUCUCACGGUCUCACCUCUAGUUUCCAGGAUGACAAAAUAUGGGAUCAGAUUCGAUUCGUGAGCCUGUAGAACAAGGAUGCUCCUCCAAUCCAUACUAAAUUGAACCCACGCAGCAGACAUCCGCGCGCAGUACGUCCCCUUCGCGAAGCACCGCCAUCCUCACCACGCCGCCGAGUCGGGCGGCGCAUGCGCCAUGGCGUUCCUAUUCGGCGCAUUCCUGGGCCUGGUGGUGGGCGUGGCCGUCGUGAUGGCGUUCGCGCGAUUCGAGAACAGCCGCGCCGAGCAGCGCCGUGAGCUGGCUGCUACAGCUGCAGCUUUCUCGAAGUUGACUGUACAGGAUUUGAGGAAGCUCAUCCCACCCGAGUUUUAUCCAUCAUGGGUUUCAUUCACACAAAAGCAGAAGCUUAAAUGGCUGAAUCAAGAGCUGACAAAAAUCUGGCCAUUUGUCAAUGAGGCUGCAUCAGAGUUGAUCAAAACUUCUGUGGAGCCUAUUUUUGAGCAGUACAAGUCAUUCAUCCUGGCCUCCCUCCAUUUCUCAAAGUUGACACUUGGUACUGUUGCUCCUCAGUUUACUGGUGUUUCAAUCUUGGAGAGUGAUGAUUCUGCCAUCAUCAUGGAACUUGAGUUGCAAUGGGAUGGCAAUCCCAAUAUAGUACUUGACAUCCAAACAACACUUGGAAUUUCUCUUCCUGUACAGGUGAAAAAUAUUGGAUUCACAGGAGUACUUCGGCUCAUAUUUAAACCGCUGGUGUCUGAAUUCCCCUGUUUUGGAGCUGUUUGCUGUUCUUUAAGGGAGAAGAGCAAGGUGGAAUUUACCCUCAAGGUUAUUGGUGGCGAAAUGACUGCUAUUCCAGGAAUUUCUGAUGCAAUUGAGGGGACAAUACGUGAUACUAUUGAGGAUACACUGACAUGGCCGAAUCGCAUAAUUGUUCCCAUUGUACCUGGAGACUAUAGUGACUUGGAGUUGAAACCUACUGGGGUAUUAGAAGUAAAACUGGUGGAAGCUAGGGACCUAAAGAACAAGGAUCUUGUGGGAAAGUCGGACCCUUUUGCAUUGAUAUACAUACGUCCAUUGCAUGAUAAAACAAAGAAAAGCAAAACAAUUAACAAUGAUUUGAAUCCCAUCUGGAAUGAGCACUAUGAAUUUGUGGUUGAGGACAUAUCUACGCAGCACUUGACUGUAAAAAUUUAUGAUGAUGAAGGACUCCAAUCAUCAGAGAUCAUUGGGUGUGCUCGAGUAGACUUAGCUGAUAUACAGCCAGGAAAAGUGAAGGAUUUAUGGUUAGAUCUUGUGAAGGACCUGGAAAUUCAACGAGACAAGAAACCUCGUGGUCAGGUUCACCUGGAGCUCCUCUACUACCCUUACGCGAAGCAUGAAGGGGUUCCUAAUCCUUUUGCUAAUCAGAUUCAACUAACUUCAUUGGAGAAGGUUCUCAAAACCGAGUCUAAUGGAUAUGAUAUUAAUCAGAGGAAAAAUGUUAUUAUGAGAGGAGUCCUUUCGGUGACGGUCAUAUCUGCAGAGGAGUUGCCACCUAUGGACAUUGGUGGCAAGGCUGACCCAUUUGUGGUCCUGUACUUAAAGAAGGGAGAAACCAAAAAGAAGACAAGGGUUGUGACAGACACGCUAAAUCCAAUAUGGAACCAGACAUUUGAUUUCAUGGUAGAAGAUGCACUGCAUGAUUUGCUCAUGGUGGAAGUAUGGGACCAUGAUACAUUUGGAAAGGAUUACAUAGGGAGGUGCAUCUUGACACUGACGAGAGUUAUACUCGAAGGUGAAUUCCAAGAUACCUUUGUCUUGCAAGGUGCCAAAUCGGGAAAACUAAACUUGCAUUUCAAGUGGACGCCACAGCCAAUCUAUCGUGAUCGUGACAGGGAUCAGUGAGACUUGUAAACGAAAAAGGCCGAUAAACACUUAUCCCCAACGGUGCUAUGUAUAUUAGUCGUUCUGUAUUUACAAAAUCCCACGGUUCUUAUAGCCACGUGACCAAAAAGAGAUCAACCCACCGACCUGUAUUUUCUCCUUUGUGAUGCAAGUCAGCAAGUGCAUGGACCUGUAUAUUUGAGUCGUUAAUGAAUAGGAAAUGCUGUUACUAUGCUGC